Molecule: messenger RNA, 1955 nt
Organism: Poeciliopsis prolifica (blackstripe livebearer)
Lineage: Eukaryota; Metazoa; Chordata; Actinopteri; Cyprinodontiformes; Poeciliidae
Exons: 4
Coding region: 102-743 (213 amino acids)
Biological process (GO): negative regulation of T cell proliferation; T cell costimulation; cell surface receptor signaling pathway
Cellular component (GO): external side of plasma membrane
Source: RefSeq, a predicted model, not a curated record
GAGACACAACAGACACAAGAGCCUGAGAAACACCUGGAUUCUCCUGGACUGCAGACGUGGAUCAGGAACGCGGUUGGAUUUUAUGUUGUGACGGAUCUGAGAUGAAGAUGAUGUCCAGCAUCCUGCUGCUCCUCAUCCUCAGCUCAUGUCUCUGUGCAGCAACAUUUGUAGUGAAUGUGACACAGAGCAGCUAUCAGGCAGAGGAGAAGCAGAACAUCACUCUGGAGUGGACCUUCACCACCAAGACUCAGGGAACCUGGAAGAAUCUGUUCAUCUACUGUGAAGCGAACACGGAUCAUGGAGUCUUAGUUCUCUAUCAGGUUCAUGAAGGAGUUGAGAUUCCAGAGUCUCAGGAUGAUCAGUUUUCAGGACGAGUCCAGAGCGACAAAGACGUCCUCAGAGAAGGACGAAUCAGACUCCAUGUGUCCAGACUGAGGACUGAAGACUCUGGUCUGUAUCUGUGUGACGUGAAAACUGGAGAUGGAUCCAACUCUGGAAGAUGUCGACUCAACGUUUCUGCAGCUGCUGAUCAGAUCCAAACUCAGAGACCAAGAUUGACUCCAGAACCAGAGAGACGAGGAAGGAACAUCAUCUUCAUCAUCAUCAUCACUGUGGGACUGACAGCACCAGCUCUGAUGAUUCUAAUAAUGUUGAUUAAUUUGUUUUGGAAGAAAAGAAAGAAUAAUUUAACAAGUGUAGAUGAAGAAAACAAUCCAGAUAUAAAGUUGUUCAUGAUAGUUUAGUUUAAAACUAAUUUUUCCAGCACAGAAAUAUCAGAUUUAUUUCCAUUUAUUCUGAUCAACAUGUUGGAUCAUCAAUGAAAGUUUGUAAUAAUGACGACUUUCAUGUAUUGUUGUUGUUUUAGAAAUUUUAAAUAAUUUCUAAAGGUUUCUGGACUCAGUAAGAAUUAUUGACCAAUUAUUAUGUCUGAUAACUGAUCAAUAAUUAAGACUGAACCAUUGAUCAGAUAUUGGUUCAUUGAUCAUCAGUCAUUUUGGGGUUUUUCACAUCAUCACUGGGAUCAAAGUGAUGAUUUUGUUACGUUUACAUAAUGUUUUUUUAAAAAAAUCUUCCUAUUGUUGAAUUAUGCAGAUAUUAAAUGUUUAUUUUCACAGAUAUUUUUAAUAAAUACUUUUAUAAAUAUGUUAUGAAAUGAAACAUCUACAGAUUUUGAAGAGUUUGUUAUAAAAAUAAACUUUUCCCUAUUUUUAGGUGAAAUCAAAAAAUUAAUUUCAAAAGGGACAUUUUUAUACGUUAAAUUUAUUUUAGAAAUCAACACAAAACAUUGACAUAAAAGUGUUUUGGUUUCCUUUAACAUGAAUCUUUACCAUCAGUAUUAUUUUGUUGUUUCUUUGUUGAAACGUAAAUAUGAAAGUUUGCAUUUCAUUACAAAACCAUUACAUUUUCAACAAGUUGAAAGUUUUUUAUUUAAACUUAAUGUUUUAACUCAAAGUGUCUCAAUAGUUUUCAUAUUUGAUCAAAUGUAUUUUUGUGACUCUUGUGUUUUUAUAUCAUGUAAUGUGUGAUUAUGUUACUGUGAGCUGCUGAACUGAAAGUAUUUUAUUGUAAAUAUUGUAAAAUGAAGAAGCUGAAGUUUAAUAAAUAUAACUAAUGAGAUUUAAAGAAGAUUUAUUAGUACAAUAAAAUAAUAACAUGUCUGUGUUGUUGUUCUGCUGCAGGAAGAAAAAUCUAAUAAAUCCUCUGUGUUGUGAUAGAAACUCUCUGGUCUUUAUGUGAGCCACUUUCUGCAGAUGAAAAAUCAUUUAUUAAAGUUAUUUAAGCUCAUUUUAACAAUAGAAAAUGAAAACAUUUUAGAAAAUUACUUUAACUCAAUGGUUUUUACAAACUGCAGAAACAUAAAUGGUUUUGGUUAAAAAUGUUCAGCAGUAAGAAACACAGUGAAAAGUGAAAAAAGCUUUAAUUGUAUUUUACUGUAAAUAAAAUGUAUUAAAAGU